CCGGGAGGGCUGAAGCCCCUCCCACCCUUAACGUCCAAGCGCGAAAAAUGCAAAUGCUCCGCACUUGGAACCGCACAGAGAAUGCGGGAUGGAGUGAUGGAGCCCGGGCUCUGCGCACCCAUAAUCCCCUUCUUCUUCAUCACAACCACGGAAACAGAAAGAAAGUAGCUGAUCGAGCUGAGGGGGGCGUUUCCAGACAGAUCAAGGACGAGAUCUACAGACUGAAGUCAGUGUUUGGUCUCAUCGGAACCACAGACGGAGGACAGCAUGCGCAGAUGUCUGAUCAGCCGGUUGGAGGUGCAGGGCUUCAUAGAGAGGUGUAUGACGGCGGUGGGGACCAAACCGCAUCACGCCCGCAGUCUUGCAGAGGUGUUGGUGGCAGCUGAUAGCAGGGGUCACUACAGCCAUGGACUCAACAGGAUGGACAUGUACGUCAAGGACAUCAAGUCAGGAGUGUGUGCGGUUGACGGGGAGCCGGUGGCAGAGAAGGAGAGUGCAGCCACAGCACUGGUGGAUGGAAAGAACCUUCUUGGCCCAGUGGUGGGAAACUUCUGUAUGAAUCUGGCAAUCACAAAAGCCAAGGAGGUUGGCAUUGGCUGGGUGGUGGCGCAUGGGUCAAACCAUUUUGGGAUUGCUGGUUACUACGCCAUGCAAGCUCUGAAGGACAACAUGAUUGGCAUGUCUUUUACCAAUACAUCCCCAUUGGUGGUUGCCACUCGAGGUAAAGAGCGUACUCUCGGCACCAACCCUCUGAGUGUCGCUGCUCCCGCCAAAGAUGGAGACAGCUUUGUUCUGGACACCGCCACCUCCGCUGUGGCUCUCGGGAAGGUUGAGCUCAGUGAGCGUCAUGGAGACUCCAUACCUGAUGGCUGGGGCUGUGAUCCUCAGGGGAAGAUAACAGCCGAUCCCAAAAGAGUCCUAACUGGAGGAGGACUGGUGCCGAUCGGCGGCAGUGAAGCUACCGGAGGCUACAAGGGCUACGGUCUGGGAAUGAUGGUGGAAGUGUUCUGUGGGAUCUUAGCCGGCGCCCAUUACAGCAAAUAUGUCCGCACUUGGAAAGUGACGGACCGUGUUGCUGAUCUGGGUCAGUGUUUUGUAGCCAUCAACCCAGAAAACUUUGCUGAAGGCUUCAAUGAGAGAAUGUCCGACCUCCUCUCCAUCCAGAGGAACCAGGAUCUUGCUGAUCCAGACGCUCCUGUUCUGACUCCUGGAGAUCCAGAGAGAGCCAGCUUGAAGAAAUGUGAGGAGCUGGGUGGAAUCCUUUACCAUAUAAAUGUGGUCAAGUACAUGAACGAUUACGCAAAGAAAAUUGGUGUCAGCGAGCUUCUCCCAUGUGACCAGACUGUCUCCACUUAGCUGAUCCAGUCUGGAGCUUUUCACUUGGAAAUCUGUCGUAUCUAAUCAGCAGCCUCUGAGCAGCCUGGGAGAGUCAUCCUUCACACAUUUAUGAUUUGUGUCUGAUAUUUCACGCAUAUUUUCACCAUUAAGCGUGAUCAAUUUCAAAAACAGAAUACCGUGAGAUUUAAGAUGAUUAAAAUACUGAUUCUUAAAGACAAAAAUAUUUUAUAAUUAUUAUUUUUAUGAGUAAAUUGUUUUUAAUAAUGUUGUUUUCAGAUGUUUUCCAGCUUUCAAAUAUUGGAGUUGUGUGCUAAAAAAGUGAAGACAUUUGUAUUUAUUUAAUGAAAUUGACUUUUUUUGAUUUGCAAAAGCUGCAUUCAAACUUGAGGUUUUUAUGAUAUACAAAAGACAGACAGAUCUUUAUAGUGUUUAAGCUACUAAAAGUGUUUUGUUUACAACAGAAAGCUUUGCUGUUUUGUAAUAUUCUUAUAAUCUCUUUAGUGCUAGGAAAUGAAAUAAACAGAACAUAGGUGCCUUAUUGUCUAAAAAUGUUUCAAUGUUUACUUGCAGCAUUGUUUACUAUUCAUCCUUUUGUUGUAUUUUAUGACUACGACAGAUAAGCUGUAAGCUUGAUGCUACCAAAAUCUUCAGUAGUUAUAACAUUUUCUCUUCAAAAGUGAAAUUUAUGUCUAAAAAAUGACUCUUUGACUCCUAACAUUCUGUCUGAAUUAAACUUGUAACUAGUUUUCAUGUAAUUUUAACAAACAUAUGGAUGCCUAAAGUUGAAUAUGUUUAUAUUUGCUAAAAAAUAAACCAUAUCUGAUGAAAUCAUGAUUGUCUUGAUUGACUUGACUGUGAACAAAGCCAGACAAUACCAAAUGUUGCCACUAGAUGGCAGCAUAAUCUAAGAACUCAGCUAAAUUGGUGUUUCAGGGAUUUCCUCGUCUCCACAAAUGUAUCAUUCAUUUUGUUUAACUUCAUUUUUAAACAAAAGUUUGCUGAAAAAAUAUCUUAAUUUUAUAAAUAUAACUUAAUGUAUGUACAAUAGGAAAUAACUAAAUGUAACAGAUAGGAUGCUUAGUGG
Molecule: messenger RNA, 2422 nt
Organism: Oryzias melastigma (Indian medaka)
Lineage: Eukaryota; Metazoa; Chordata; Actinopteri; Beloniformes; Adrianichthyidae
Exons: 11
Coding region: 268-1356 (362 amino acids)
Molecular function (GO): oxidoreductase activity
Source: RefSeq, a predicted model, not a curated record